AGUUUAUAUAUCGUUAUUAUCUUAGAUAUAACUUGCAAAUACAAAUAGUAAAUAAUCAGCUGUUUAAUCAUAAAUCUAAUAAUUAUAGUGAUCAGUUUUACUUUUGCUACGAUGCAUCUUUUUAAAGCAAUAUUUAUUUGUUUAGUUUCCGGUGUAGUUAGCCAAAAAUUUGAUUUAGCAUAUUAUUUGCCAAAGAACUGGAAAUAUACCCUUAAACAUCUAAAAGGUCUUUCGCAAGAUAGUUUUAAUAUUCACACCCUGUUAAAAGACUUAAAUUAUCCGAUUGAGAACCACUGGAUUACUACAGAAGAUGGUUAUGUUCUACAAGUUCAUCGCAUCAGUGGACGAAAUCAAACUUACUUUACAAGUAGUAAGAAGCAAAACCCAGCAAUUCUUUUAAUGCAUGGACUUGGUGGCAGUUCCAUAGAUUGGGUGAUUUGGGGACCAGAGAAAGGUUUAGGUCUUGUUUUAGCAGAUGCUGGAUAUGAUGUAUGGUUAGGUAAUAAUAGAGGUAAUCUUUGGUCAAGGAAUCACAUUCGCUUAAAUCCUGAUAUUGACGAAGAGUUCUGGGAUUAUAGCUUCGAAAAAUGCGGUUAUUAUGACCUACCAGCCACAAUAGACUACAUUCUUCAAAAAACUGGAGAACAAAAAUUGUUCUACGUAGGAUUCUCUCAAGGUACAAGUCAAUUCUUUGCAAUGGCGGCUUUAAGGCCCGAAUAUAACGACAAGAUAGCAUUAAUGUCAGCAAUGGCCCCGAUUGCUUAUAUGGGACAUUUAAGCGCACCCUUAUUGCGCCUAGCUGCAACGUAUGUAGAAGCUCUAACGAAAUUGACAGAGCAGCUGCAUCUUUACGAAAGUAGUUCUAACGGUUUCAUUUCUGAGUUAUUGAGAACACUGUGUGCUAAUGGUUCUCCAAUACAAGAUCUUUGUGUAACAUCAAUGUUUAUAAACUCCGGAUUUGAUUCUCACCAACUUGAUACGAACUUGGUGCCAAUGUAUAUGUAUACAUCUGGAGCUGGAAUGUCUUAUAAUAUGAUAAAACACUAUGGACAAGAGAUCAAAUCAGGUCAUUUUCGCAGAUACGACUAUGGAUCUACAAAAAAUCUUAAACUGUAUGGCUCUAAGAUCCCUCCAAACUUUAAUGUCUCUUUAAUUACAACUCCAGUGGACUUGUAUUAUGGUGAGAAUGACUUUCUUGCAGAUGUAAAGGAUGUAAAACGACUUAAAAACGAACUACCAAAUGCUGUGGAAUACUUAAUUCCUUAUAGAAGAUGGACACAUCUGGAUUUCAAUAUUGCUAGGGACGUUAAUGAAAUAAUCAAUAAGAAAAUUUUAGCACGACAGCAGUUAUAUAUUGAUAAUGGUGCCCUAACAACAAUAACACCAGCAACAACAACAACGGAACAAUCGAAUAAUAAAGCGCACUAUAAUUGCUUUAAAAAUAAUAUUUAUAUUUAUGUAAUAAUUUAUCUGUUUCAUAUAUUAAUUACAUGUUGUAGGUAAAAUUUAUUGCUAAUUUGUGGAAAUAAUAUAUUUAUUAUAUCUA
Diabrotica balteata is the source of this 1546-nucleotide messenger RNA. The record is from the annotation of a GenBank genome assembly. Lineage: Eukaryota; Metazoa; Arthropoda; Insecta; Coleoptera; Chrysomelidae.